AUGGCCCUUUCCAAGGCAGAGCUCGAACGCCAGAUGAUAGCAGAUCUUCGCAAGGACGCCGAGGCGCUCGAAGUACUUCUGGCAGGGGAGGAGGACUGCCUCCUGGAACUGGGCCGUGCCAAGCUGCUCCUCGCGCCGCCGCCCGCUGGCGUGCUCCUCAGGACAGAGGUGCCCGAGCGUCUCCGGCUCUGGCGGGAGCGGGAAUGGGAAGCCUUGCUCGUUCGGGCUGAAGCCCAGGCUCGGGAGCGCGCUCGGGGACGGGCCGGCCCCACGGCGCCGCAGCCGCAGCGAGGCCGGCGAGCGCGCAAGCUCGCGCGGGGCGGCGCCUACCGAAAGGGCAUGGCGGCGCUCACGGGCAGCUUGGCGCCGCUAACGCCAGACGAGCUCCGCCCGAGCAGCGGCGGGAAGAAAGGCCUCUGGCAGGAAGCGCUGGCGGGCGUCCGCUUCCCUCGCCUCAGCGGAGCUGGCCCGACCAGCGCUCGUCCCGAACACCUCCGGGAGGCGCUCCAGGGCCGCAGCAGGGCGGCGCAGAACAGGCAGCUCCGGGCAGUCGCGGAGCUCCGGCGCAGGGGCGCCCAAGGCACCCUGCCUGCAACAGCGCACUGGAUCACCGACUCGCGCGUGGUCUUCCUGCGUAAGCCAGGCACGGAUACCCCGCGCCCGAUCCACGUCGGUGAACUGCGGCGCCAGGUGGUAGCCGCGGGGAUGGCGGCUGACAGCAGAGUGCAUAUCCAGCGCCUUUUUUUCGAACACCGGCAGUGCGGGGUCGGCCUGCCGGGCGGCGCGGAGGUGCUGGUGCACGUGCGCCGGUGCUUGGAGGCGGGGGCGCCCCUGGGGGAGGCAGCUGGCAGGCUUGUGACCGCGCGCGGGGCGAAGCAAGGGGGCCCACUUGGCCCAGCGCGCUGCGGCCUCGUCUUGCUGGAGUGCCAGGCUGCAGGGCGUCGCGCCGUGGAGGCGGCUGGCGGGUGGGCGUGGAACGGCUGGUGCGUGGACGAUGGCCAGGUGCUGCUUCCACUGGCGCACGUGGCUGCCUACCUCGAGGCGUUCGACGCUGCUCUGGCCGCCCGCGGAGGCAGCCGGCUGGCCCCUGACGGGUCUUUCAAAAGCGUGGUGCGCCUGAUCGGCGGUGGCGCGACGGCUGGCCGAGUACCGCCGGACUGGGCAGACGGCGUCGUUGCGGCUACGUGCCGGCGCCCGCCGCCAGGGGGGCCGGCUGGCAGGGUCCUCGGCGUGGAAAUAGCCGGUGCCACGCUCCCGGAGCAGCUUGCGCAGGCCACGGCAGCGGUCGACUCCACCUGCGAGGCCUUGGCGCUGGUGGAGGACCCCCCGGCGGAGCUCGCUUUCCUCCGGACCUCGGCUAACGUGCGUCGGAUUGCCCACUUGCCGCGGGCGGCCGGGCCGGAGGCGGUGGAUCGGGCUACCUGCGCGGCCGCAGACGGGGGGCUCGGCCCCCGCCGGGCCGUCGACCCGCGCUACCCAGCGUUCCUCGCCAGCCGCGUGGAGGCGCGGGGGCUGGCAGAGGAGGUCCUGGACGCUAUGCCGGAGCCGUGGCGCGGGGCGCUGCUGGCGCACUGGGAUUCCACUUCGGCGGGCGCGCUGGCAGCAUGGCGGGCGGAGCUCCCGGCCUCGACUGCAGAGGUCGCCGCCCAGCACCUCCAGGCCGGAGCGACGGCGGCGCUGACGCGCGGGCAGCGCAGCUUGCGGGGCGGGCACAUGUACGACCCGAUUCGGCGAGAGAAACAGGGUGAGGCUUCGGAGUGGAUGCAGAAAUUCAGGGACGCACAACAGAUCGUGACAUUCGACCCCGUGAGCGGCACGGCCCAGAGGACGAAACCUGGCGAGCGCAUCCCAGAAACCUCCAGUGACAUCUUCGACUCUUCCGACGGGGCCCCAAUGAGCCUCAUGCGGGCGCGCUUCAGCAGCGACGGCAGCGUGCACAUCAUGCGGAACUUGACGAAGUCUGAGUUUGAUAACAGGAGCAGCGGCGGCGACGGCAAGGCGAGCAAUAUCAAGUUCACAUGCAUCAGAGACCACGACGUUAUCCGAGUCGAGGUAAAGGACCUGGACCCAGGCAACCGAGGAGUUGUCAUGAAAUGCAACGGCAGCCAACGCAUCCAGAUGGCCUUCAAACACAUGCCUGAGUGCGAGGCCAUCCCGUGGUUGAUUAAGCAGGCCGAGUCGUAUGCGAUGGGGGAGCAGACGAUCGAGGACAUCAAACGGGCCAAGAAGGAUAUCGACAGCGCUCGCACGGCUGUCACAAAGAAACCAGCAGCAUCGGAUGGUUCGCUGAUCAAGAGGCCCGCUGCUGCAGGAAAGGUCGGCGAGGCUGAGCAGCCGCGCGAGUCGGAGACCGUCGUGCAGGCCACUGGCGCAGCGCCACCCGCUGCGGUCGAGGUGAUCGAGACAAUCGAGCCGCCAGGUGGAGACGGCUCCCAGGCGCUCGAGCCGCCGCCCAACUCCUUGCUCGAUGCGCUGCAGGGUCGAGGCGCCGAGAUCCCCGUCGUGGAUUUGAUCGACGACGAGUCCCAGGGAAGCAACGCCCUCCUUGGCGCGGCACACCCCGACGUCGACGCCAUGUUCGCUGUUCAGAGCACCGAGAACGGCUCGAAGCAUGGCGGCAGAGAGCAGUCGCGGUCGCGUUCGCGGACGCCGCGAUCGACGGCGAUUGAUGAUACAGAGCGGCAGUUGGACUCGGUGGGGGAUCCAGAGCAGCAGGUGGACUCGGAGGUCGUUCCAGAGCAGCAGGUGGACUCGGAGGUCGUUCCAGAGCAGCAGGUGAGCGCGGGGGUCGCUCCAGAGCAGCAGGCAGGCGCAGAGGUCCCAGAGAAGCACGUGCUCGCAGGGGUCGCUGACGGAUCCCCAGCAGAGCUUGCUGGCGGCUCCGAGGGCGCAGCAGGUGGAGUUCCAGCGCAGGCUGACGCAGCAGGAGUGCCGCGGAAGGAGGCAAAGGAGGCAGAGGAGACAGAGGAGGCGGGCAGCGCCGCGGCGAAGGAGGAGACGACAGGAGAGCUCGCAGUGGAGCAGCCCGAGGCGUCAGCCAGGAAGAAGAAACGCAGGACGAGGAGCAGAAAGGCACCAGGAGAUCUCGUGGAAGAGCAGCCAGCCGCCGCUGGCGAUGGAGGUCUGCCAACCGACGACGCGCCAGUCCAGAAGAAGAAACGGAAGAGGAGGGGCAAGGCCGCCAAAGUGGCCAAGGCGGCCAACGCGGCCAAGGCUGCCAAGGAUGAGGAGGAGCGGGGCGAGGAUGGAGUCUGGAACGAGAACUGGGACGGUGAUCAGGUCUGGUAUGACGCUUGGAAAGACGAGACCGAGUGGCACGGCGAGGACGAGCCCGAGGCAGACGGCGCCACUGGAGAGCUUGAAGAGCCAGCCAAGAAGUCCAAGCGCCAGCGCAAGCACCGCUCUAAGGCCACGACUACCCCGCGUACAGUGACCGCUGAUGAGGAAGGGGGUGCGUUUGGUAGCCACCCGACGCCAGAGGGAACGGCUGAUGGCGGAGCUACAUCGAGCGCAGCUUGCACGCCUGUGGCGAGGCCUGCUUCGAGCGCUGCUGUCACGCCGCCCAAGACCAUCGCUGACUUGACGAUGCAGACUGCGAAGGAUCGGCUCAGUCAACUGCCCGCGGAGCACGGCUUCAAGCCAGCCGUCGCGUCCGGGGUCGAGAGCGGCAAGGGCGUCAAGGCGGCGGAGGGCAGGCAGGCCCGCAGGAACUCGUCUGGCGACAAGGAGCUGAUCGAUGCAGUGGAGAACAACAACGGGCUCUUCAACGCCAGGAGCAUGGUCGGCUGGAGGUUUUCCCGCGCCCUCAAGAAGGACAAGAAACUUCAACGUGAUCUGGCACGCGCCGCAGAUCCCGACACGGCCAAGGCGGAGUGGGCGAAGAAGAUGUACAAGGGCGCCGUGGCCCGAUACAGGACGCACUGCACGUCGCACGCCGACGAGUGGCUGAAGAGCGGCAAGUUGCGCUCGUUCUUGAAGCUCUGCGAGCGCGAGGGAGGCCCGACAGGGCAUCGCGAUCCAGAGACCCUGCGCAACAUGAGCAUCCACUGCAUGCGCUGCGUGGAGCUCGGGUUUCCGUUCCUGCAGCGCGACCCGAUCCACGGCGGGAUCAAAUUCAUGCACUUCGAGAUCGAGUACAACGAGCGCUUUGCGAAGCGCUGGCAGGAAUUCCAGAGGCAGAACGCCACCGUCGAGCAGGACAUCCAGUCGAAGAUCAGCCUGGUGCAGGACGCAGUGGUCAGAGGCGCGCCGCUGCAGCUGGGCGUGGCGACGGCGAGCUCGGCGGCACAGCCCGAGCAGACCGAGAAGGAGCAGGUGCCUUCGAAGCGCAGGAAGCGCUCCGCUGUGCAGCAGCCUGAGCCCACGGAGCCGCCUGCUGCGCCCGCGCCGAGUCCGCCUGCGACCCAGCCGAGUACGCCUGCGGAGCAGAAGAAGCCCAAGGAGCGCUCGCUUGCCCAGACCAAGCUGGCCGAAGCACGGCGCGCAAUUGCUGCCCUUCAGUCUGGCUGCUCGCAGGCAGUUUCGCUCCUGGCCACGAUCGACAGCGAGCCAGAGUGGGCGUGGGCCAGGACAAACGAGGUGCGCGGGCGCAUCAGUCAGCUCAAGGAGGGCUUGGAAUGCCAGGCGAAGAGCACCAGUUUGGGCAAGGCGCUGAUGAACGGCGCGAAGACGGCCGAGAUCGUGAAGACUAUCGCCUCCGACGACGCGAUCAUCCAGCAGGCUUCCUUGAUCGACGCUGGCUGCAAGGCUGACGUCAACGCUCUGUGCGAUGCCCUGACGAACACCCUGGCGAGCCACACGAGCCUCACCAAGGCAUCAGGUGGUGGCAAGGCCGCCAAGACCAAGAAGCCCAAAGAGUACCGCGCUCAGUUGAGCAAGCGAGAGUUCGCACCCUCGUGGAAGCGGCACCCUAUUGUACGAGCUGGCGAGGCAGCUGGGUGGAUCUCAGCGCAGCUUGCGCGGUGGUACGGGGCGCAGAAGAAGCUCGGCCAUCGCCCGAGCGAGGUUGGCAAUCUGCAAUAUCAGAUGUUUGGAUCCCAGGCGAAGCCCGCAGUAAAAACAAAGGGACGGUCCGAACUGAACCCCGUGGUGGGCGGCCACGUGGCGCCGAAGGCGCUUGCGCCGACGGGCGAGCUGCGCCAGUCGGUGACUGUACUUUUCGGCAUGAGCCAGCACCAGGGCUCGAGCAGCUUCCCUAACGCCGCCCAGGCGCGCCUGGCUGACCUUGUGUCCCGCCACCGCCUCGAGGCCGUGGAGGGCGCGCUGCUGCGGCGGCGCGACGUGGCAGGCCUGGAGCUCCUCCGCGACCUCCGAGCCCCAGGCACCGACCACGGUUGGCUUUGGGAGCUCUCCGGGGCGCUGGCGCUUCUCCCAGAGGAGUUCCUGAUCGCGGCGCGCCUGCGCGUUGGCGCCCCGGUCUACGCGACCCCUGGCGCGUGCUCCCGGUGCGGCGCGGAGCGGGGCAUCGACGGGGCGCGCGCCGCGCGUUGUGCCCCGGGGGAGUCCACGCGCGGCCGCAACAGAGUGCGGGACGAACUCCUGGCGCUGGCCCCCCUGUCCGACGGGGCCGCUCGGUCGGAGGCGCCGGGCCUCAUCGAGGCCGCGCCGCUUCUCCGCCCGGCCGACGUGCUCACCGCGGCUGCCUUCGGCCGGCUGACGGCGCUCGACGUGGGCAUCGUGGCGCCGCGCGCGGCCGGGGCCGGCGAGGAUGCUGCCGCCGCCCGCGUGGUCAGCAAGGUCGGCAAGUACGCGCCGCACCUGCCGGCGCUGGCGGCCGACGGGAUCGCUUACCGGCCGCUCGUCUGGACAACGCGGGGCCGCCCGCGCGAGGAUGCGUCGGCCGCGGUCGCGCCCAUGGCAGCCGCAGCGACGAGGCGCCUGGGCGCGCCCUCGCACGCGCUCGCGGCGCGGGCCCGCGCCGCCAUCGGCGCCGCGAUCUGGCACCGAGCAGCGCGCAUGGUCGGCGCAUGCGGCCCGCGGCUCGCCCGAGGGGAUGUCGGUGCCCUCCUGCCGGGGGCCGGGGCCGCCGGUGCAGGAGGCGAGGCGCUGGCGGGGGCGCUGGCUGGCGUGGCGGGCGAAGCGGACGCCGUCGCCGGCCUGGCUGGCACUGGCGGGCCCGCGGGGCCGGCGGGCCAGGUCGGCGCAGCCCUCCUGGGGGUCGGCGCAGCCGCGGGCGUCGCCGAGCUCGUGGCCGCGUUCGAGUCCAUUGCGGGCGCGGUCGGCCCCGGGGGAGCCGGCGCGCCUGGCCCUGGCGACGCCGGAGGCGCUGCGGCGGAGGCUGCCGGCGAUGCGGGCUGCAGCGCCGCCGCGGGGGCCGCCGGCGAGCCGGCGGGCGGGGGCGCCCGGGGCCCGGCCUGGUUUGCCGGCCUCCGACUGGCGCACGGGCGCGGCCCCCCGGUUCCCUCGUGGGUGAUCGUCUGCGCGUGGUGCACGGUGGACCCCUGGUGGCGGGGGCUGCUGCGCGGCGGCGGUGACGGGGGCCCCCCUGGACAGCCGCCUGCGGCGGCCCUGCAGGCCGAGGCGGCCUCGCGCGAGGCUGAGCGGGCAACACUCACUGACGUCUCGAGGCUGCACGCGGAGGUCCGCGCCCAACGCUCGGACGCGGGCUCGUUCUAUGUGCAUUCGAUCGGACUGGUGUUGACGGGCAUCCUCGCCCAGAUUGUCAUCGUCUAUAGUCACUGUCGCGUUUGA
Messenger RNA from Prorocentrum cordatum, 6690 nucleotides. NCBI's taxonomy places the organism in Eukaryota, Dinophyceae, Prorocentrales, Prorocentraceae. The record is from the annotation of a GenBank genome assembly.